Messenger RNA from Paramecium sonneborni, 2568 nucleotides. The record is from the annotation of a GenBank genome assembly. NCBI's taxonomy places the organism in Eukaryota, Ciliophora, Oligohymenophorea, Peniculida, Parameciidae.
AUGAAUUUAGAAUACCCAUGGGAUGUAUAGAAAAUUAAAUUCAAGAACAUUUAGGUUUUUAGAAGUCAUUAAAAAGAUGUAAUAGUGUAAAAUUACUUAGAAAUAUAUAUUAAUUGGCAAUCAUACUCUAACAUAAUAAUUUUGCAUUCUAUAUCUAAACAUUCAAAAAGGACCGGAUCUUUAUUAAAAAGAACUUAAAUAAUAUAUUUAUGAAGAAGAACGAUCUUUUGAAAGUUUGGAGGAUGCAAAAUAAUAUUUAAAUAAAUAUAAUAUGACAUAUCUUUAUACAGUAUCAGGAAUAAUUGGGUUUAUAAAGUUUGUGUAAGGAUAUUAUGUAAUGUUCAUAAAGAGACGUAAAUCAAUAGCUAAAUUGGGAAAACAUAAGAUCUUUACAAUAGAAGAACGAUCAAUAGUGGAACUAUUUGAUGGACAAUAUUCAUAAGUAGAAUCAAAAUAUAAAAAAUUAUUCUAAGAUUACGAUUUAGAAAUAGGAUUUUAUAGUAGUUAUACUUAUGAUGUAACAAGUACACUCUCAAAAAAUAUAAUUCCUUCAGAUGAUGUUCAGAACAAAAAUUAAAAACAUCAUAAAAUAGGAUAAUAUCGAAAUUUAUUUAUGUGGAAUCAUUAUCUUUUAACAGAGUUUGAUAAAAUCAUAAAAGAUAAAAGAUGGGUGAUUCCAAUAAUUCAUGGUUAUUGUGAAUAAAGUACAAUAAAAACAGUUGCUAAUUAUUUUAGUAUAACUUUAUUAGCUCGAAGAUCAAUAAAACAUGCAGGUGCUCGUUAUUUAACAAGAGGUAUAAAUGAAUAAGGUUAUGUUGCAAAUUUUGUAGAGACAGAAUAAAUAGUUAUAGAAUUAGAUAAAUCAACAUGUUAAAGACCUGCUUGUUCUUCAUUUAUAUAAAUAAGAGGUUCUGCUCCUGUUUAUUGGUAUUAAGAACCAAAAAUGUAUUUAUUUAAAUUACCAAUAAAAAUACAUCAAAGUGAUCCUUAUUUAUAUGCUACUAAGAAACAUAUAUGUGAUUUGAUUUCCUCAUAUGGUAGAUCAAUAUAUAUGGUUAAUUUGGUUAAAUAGAAUGAACAUAAUAAAAGAGAACAAGUACUUGCUGAAGAAUAUUUUGCAGCUAUUAAUACUGUUAAGGAAGAAAUGUAGAAUUAAACAGAAAUAGAAUUAGGAUAUUUAGGUUUUGAUAUGAAAGCAUAACUAAAAUAAGAUAAGGAAGAAUUUGUUAAUAAAUGUUAUUCAUUAGCAUAUUAUUGUAUUAUGAAAACUGGAGUAUUUCUAUUUGUAAAAGAACCUAAAUGUAAUGAAAAUGUUAUUAUUGAAAUAUAAAAUGGAGUUGUUAGAUCAAAUUGUGUAGAUUGUUUAGAUCGAACAAAUGCAUUUUAACAAUUAAUUGGUGAAAUGGCACUUGGUAUUUAAUUAGCUAAAAUUAAUCAAAGUAGUUUAAAAUUUAAUUUACUUUUAUUAAAUGAAUCUAUUUUAUAAGAGUUUAGAGAGAUGUAUGAAUAAUUAGGUGAUUUUGUAUCAUAAUAAUAUGGUAGUUCUUUGGCUCAUAAAUAAAACAUAGGUUAAAAAUCUAAAAGAAUAGAAUUGUUUACAUCACUUAAAAGACAUUAUAAUAAUAAUAUAGAAGAUCCUUAAAAACAGAACUAAAUAGAUUUAUUUUUAGGAAUACAUCGUCCUAUUCCUGAUGGACCGUUUAUAGGUGAAUAUAUGAAUAUAUGGUUAUUUCCAGAUACUAAAUAUUUAUAAUAAUAUACUUAACAUAAAUAAUGGUGGGUUAAUCCUUAUUUAGAAUUUCAGUAGAAAUCUUUAAUUGAUGAAAUAAGUAGAAGAUGUAAAGAAGCUUGUUAAUCAGCUAAGAAAGAUUAAAAAGCUAAAAUUUAAAGAAAAUAAACAACAAUAUUUAAUUUUGAUAUCAUUGAAAAAAUGAAAUAUAAAACAAAUUAAAAAUAAAAAGGUAAAAAUGUUUUUAUUUUAUCCUCACCUUAUACAAAAGUUAGAGAUAAACAUCCAGAUUAUGUAUCAAAGCCAUUUAAUUUAGAAGAAAAACUUAAGAAACCUUAUUAUGAUGUGAUUUAAAUUUAUGAAACAGAAUAAAAAAAUGAUUCUCCAUGUGGAUCACAUUAAUCUUCACCAAAAUAAAAUCCUUAAAAUUAAAGAACUAGAUUCUCACUUUUAAAAGGAGAUGAAAUUCUUGAAAUCCAAAAAUAUACUAGAAUAAAAACAUUUGAAGAAUUAACGGAUGAAGCAAAUCAAAUAAGAAAAUAUUUAAAAUAUAAUUUAUCUUCAGAUGAUGAAGAAAAACUAAGAAGUAAUUUAAAGAGAUAUUUAAAUGGUGAAUAAUCCAAAGAAUUAAUAGUUCCAACAGAUAAGAAUACAGAUAUUUAAAAAUAAUAAUAUAGUGAAGUGAAAUAAUCUAUUGCUCAUUCAGAGACAGUUUAAGGUGUAUCAACAUAGUAAGCUAAAAAGAUACCAGUUGAAUAGAAAUCUGUAAAAUUUUUAGAAUCCUUGUUAAAAAAGAAUUUUGCUUAAUCACAGAAGCUAAAAAUAAAUAAAAUAUGAAU